AGAACAAUCACAUGUCAAAAAUGCAAGGGAAAUAGACAAAAAACCCAGAUAUUUAUAGCGUGUUUAUCUUUUCAAAUUUAGCGGUAAGGCACACCACCAUGACACAUCAGCUGUGCCUGAGCCAAACAACAAAAAUAAGGCAAUAAUAAUAACACAAGACAGAAACAUGGAAGAACCGGCGCAGAGGAAGAAGGAACAAGAGGAGGAGAAGAAGAAGGAGGAGGAGGGAGUGGAUUGCAGUAACCAGUCACCCUCCUUCAGGCCAGACACUCCUGAUAGUGAUGAUAGUGAUGACUCCUUCCACACCACAUCAGGAGAGGACCGCACUGACUCUCUAAGAUUAGCAGAGCAGCAGGAGGAAGGGGAGGAGCAGGAGGAGGAGGACGGGGAAGAGAGCCCAUGUUUCACACCAGAACCUGAACCACCCACUGCUGAGAAGGACAAGGAGGAGGAGGAGGAGGAUGAGAGGAAGGAUGCAGCUAAGAAGGAAAAUGAGGAGGAUGAUGAGGAAUGCUUUGUGGACGAGGAGCAUUUGAAGGACUUGGAGCUGAGCAUGACAGAGGAGGAGAGGAGUUCCAGGAGAGAGGAGAGUCUGCAGCACAAGGAGAGCGGCAACACAAGUUUCAGAGAAGGAAGUUUGCAGCAGGCGGUAAUGUCCUACACAGCGGGCCUUAGAAUAUGUCCGCUGACCUUCCCCAAAGACCGUGCUGUGCUCUACGCCAACAGGGCCGCAGCGAGGGCAAAGCUGAACCAGAAGAAGCAAGCCAUCAGGGACUGCAGCCAAGCCAUUGAGCUGGACGAGAGCUACACCAAGGCAGUGCUGCGCCGUGCCACACUCAACCAGGAGACUGACCAGCUGGAUGACGCUCUGAAGGACUUCCAGCGUGUAGUGGAGCUGCAGCCGUCCAACCAGCAGGCCCAGGAGGCCAUCAGGAGACUGCCAGACAUGAUCACAGAGAGGAAUGAGAAGCUAAAGGAGGAGAUGAUGGGCAAACUCAAGGACCUAGGCAACAUGUUCCUGCGGCCAUUUGGACUUUCCACAUCAAACUUUGAGCUGAAGCAAGACUCGGGAUCUGGUGGCUACAAUAUAAGCUUCAAGCAGAACCCAGACAACAGCCAUUAGCACCCCUGUGAUGCUGCCUUGACAUUAGAGAGAUGUGUGGCAUGCGAGAUGUAAUGCUACACUUCCACACACUUGUGAUGCUUUCCUGGCAUUUAUGUGAGGCUGGUGGUGUGAAUAGUGCACGUGUUGAAUGUUAUGUGUGCUCCAAUGUCUAUGUAUAUUUUGCCUCUGUAUUUGUACAACCUCAAGACAUCCAUUGCUCAUCAAACACUUGUUAAGUGAAGAUGUGGCGUGGUGGUGUGCUUGCCUCCUCAGUGACAGAUCUGAGGUUUGACUCGGCCAGUGGAGUUAUCAGACUAUUCCUCAAGCUUCCUUUUGCCUCGUUCACCUGGAAGCAGGGACACAAGCUUGCCUGGCUUGGUUUGUGUUGAUGAAGCAAGCAGGUGUCACAGUUGGCAGUCACCGUGUCACCAUCCACAUCAUGGCUUGCCCCAAAUAGUGAGUGAUGAGACAGCAGUUUGGUUUGCCUCAGUGACUCUGCAAAAACACACCUCACUCUCUCCAAGGCACCAUCACUACACCGUUCUCUUUUGGUGAAGAUAAUGGGCUGUGAUGCUCCAAGAAAUUGCUCUAGUUAUUUCCAAGUGAAGGUGAAGAUAGUUUGACUUGUCUUGGUGAUGCAUGAAGCUCCUCCACCAUUCCAGAGACACACCAGUAUUCAGAAACGCCUUCCUCUCUCACCACAACAAUUUUCCCAGGCCACAAGGACAUUUAGUUGGAUUUUCAUUACAAUUUCUCCUUUCGAUAAACUAGAAAUCAUGCUAAUCUAUCUUUUUAAAAACAUGAGUAUCUUCAACUGGACCCUUUGGAAAGCAGCGAUGGUGAGAGAGCAAAGCAUUUCAGAAUACAGGCCUUGCUAUGUAUUAUCUCUUACCUCCAAGCAGAAACAAAGGCUGCAGUGUGAAUUGCCUUAAUGUGUCCGGUCAGCCAGCCCUUCACAAGACAUCGAUUAUUCUGUCACUUGGUACUGAAAGGCACUUAACAUUACUCUUUCACUGUAUGGGCAUGUACAUACACUUGGUUAUGGUGGUUAGUCUCAAAUGGCACUGUUUUGUUUAGUUCUGCAACAAGAGGAGGUGGAGUCAGGAGGGCUGUGUAUGAUGGGUAACUUGUGAAUAGUGUAUGUAUGUACUUAGCCCUUAAUUCAAAUGUGUGUGUGGUGAUUAUGUUAUGUAUGUACUUAGCCUUAAUUCAAAUGUGUGUGAUUUAUAUAUCUUCAAGCAGAAAGCCGC
Portunus trituberculatus (swimming crab) is the source of this 2355-nucleotide messenger RNA. Its product is annotated as tetratricopeptide repeat protein 1-like. The coding region runs from base 167 to 1123 and encodes 318 amino acids. NCBI's taxonomy places the organism in Eukaryota, Metazoa, Arthropoda, Malacostraca, Decapoda, Portunidae. The transcript has 7 exons. Gene Ontology annotation, molecular function: protein binding. The record is from RefSeq and is a predicted model, not a curated record.